Drosophila grimshawi is the source of this 2953-nucleotide messenger RNA. RefSeq lists its product as uncharacterized. Lineage: Eukaryota; Metazoa; Arthropoda; Insecta; Diptera; Drosophilidae. The transcript has 3 exons. The coding region runs from base 82 to 2868 and encodes 928 amino acids. The record is from RefSeq and is a predicted model, not a curated record.
AGAAGUUGCUUAUUUGGAUUUAAAAAAUAACCUUUAAUUAAGAAAAGCAAACAAGAGCAAUAGAAGUAGGCAACGAAAGCAAUGAACCAAGAGCCAAACUGUAAUUUUAUCUUUGAGGUUUUUUUGACUCGUCUUAAGACAAAUCAAAUACAAAUCAAGAAUCCACAAAAUCUUAAAGUAACUGUUAGAUUUAAUGAUUUGCCGGUGCAUAUAACACAAAGUCGCAUCAAUGUAACCGAUUUCAAACCCGAAUCUAGUAUUGAGUUCAAUGUGUCGGCAAAAAAGCUACGUGACAACAUUGAGAAAUGUGGGAUGCCCGUGUCGGUUAUGUAUAACAAUAUAACCAUUGGCACCACUGUUGUCAGCUUUCCCAAAUCCUUCAUCGAAAGCAUUAACCAUGACAUGAGUGAUCUCAUGCACUCCGAAUACUGUAAAUUUACCAAGGCAGGUGAAGAAGUUGGCACAUUAGAGUUCCUUUUUCGUCUAUAUUUAAAAUGCGACGAAAAUACCAGGAACGAAGAUAGAGAGUGUCGCACCAACAUGGACCAAUGCAUCAGCCCACAAGAUAUCAUGUUUAUUAUGGGGGAAAACCAGGCUUGCCCAGACCCCUGCGGUCUUUGUCCAGAUGUAUUGAUGUCAGAAGAGGAUGACGAGCGUCUGGAACUGGAUUUGGAACGCUAUCGCAGCUCCAAACCUGUUCGACGCCGGACAGCGGACCACCUGAUAAAUAAUCCAAAUGCCACUUGUGUGAUGAAGAAUAUGGCACGGGAAUGUGAGCAAAUUGUUGACUCAAUUUUCAAGAGCACCGCUCAGACUCAGCUUUUUAAGCCACUGAAGAAAUCCCACUGCGUCCACAAUGUCGAUCCUCUGUUGGAGACUCCACUCGGCCGAGAGACUUUUCCCUGUUUUUCGUACCUCCCAGAGCAGCAGUCCAAGAUAGUUGAUCUCUGUAACCCAAAACAAAUGCCUGUGCCGAUUAGUGAUCUUGAAAAACCACUAAUCAGGCCUACACGAUUCUGUCCGGUCUGCCUGACCAAUAUGUCAUGGUUGCCAAAAUUUGCUGCCUGUCCCAAUUGUGGGGUCAAGCCAACGCCGGUGAUUGAGGAACGUCAUAAGGAAAAGAAACUAACUGCUGAUCAAAUACUAAACGAUUAUUUUGGUAAACAACCAGAGUCUUUUGAUGAUUAUUCUGGAGAUCGAUGUGCAAAGACCGCUAAGGGCAAGUCUGAAGAUCAACAAGCCGGCUGUCGAUGCACGUGCAACGGCGGCAAGGUCUGUGCCCACUGUCGCAUACGUGAACUGUGCCUUGACAUCUUUCAGGGUAAUGAACAGGUCGUUGGGUGUCCUAAAGUGAAGCCUCAAUCCUCUGAGGACUUUUGCGUGAUAAACACCAACUUACGGGAGUGUCGCCCACAUUUGGCACGCGUAUUCUCCGAGCUGCAAGACCUCUACAACAUCAGGAAAUCGGCACUAGCAUCGAACCAAGAUAAGCAUUGCCAGAACACUGAAUCACACAAAGAUAAAUCCCAACAGCCUGAUGAUAACACAUUGGCACGUUCCUUAUCCACCAGACGUGAAAAAAAUAUCAAGAAAAACACUACUCGAAAAUCAUUGAAAACAACCGGCGAGCAAGCGCUGUCAUCAAUCAGAGCUAGACACAAGUCCUGCCUUAGUCAACAGGGAACUGUUUCUCGUCGCCACGGCUGGAACUGGACCUGCACCCAUGAGGCCCGCAUGUACGGCUGGCGGCCCGGCUUCAUUCGGAAGCCCAUUCAAAAGCUGAUGAAGUUUUUUUUGCAUUAUUUGCCAAUGAAAAAUGAAUUGAACAUCUCAACUAAAAUAGAAGAGGCUGAGAAGCAAAAGGAACGCCAGCUGCCAAUUCUCAAUGUGUGCAAAAAGAAUGGUGAAAUCUUUGUAACACUGCGAGCAGUCAACAACUCAAAUGUGGAGAUGCAACCUAUUAAGUUCAAGAUAGUGAAAAGCGAUCUGGCUAUAGCACUCAGAGCGAUAAAAAGGAAACUCAUUGACAAUGGUUUUCCCAAGUGCACCUGCCACAAGACGGUGAUGAUGUGCAUCUGUCGCAACUACAUGGAGAAGAAGCAUCUCGAGUACGCUCUGCAUAAAGAAUGCAAGCAUCGGGGCAUGGAGGACUGUGUAAAUGAUCUGGUGUUCACAGAUACCAGUGACAGCGAGAUGGAAUUUGACUUCGAUGUUACACCGCCGAUGGACGUGGCGAAGCCAAGACCAAUCGCAGUUGACCGUGCCACCCAAACACAUAAAAAGGAUCUCGAUGUACCGCCUACAUAUCCAAUCAAACACAGCCCCUUCUGGGGCACCUAUGACUGUGCUGCUGGUGAUCGUUACACAUCCACAGCAUUUGGUGCGCCAGGAGAAGAAGUAUUUGAGGAUGGCGUAUUUGGAAAUAGGGGAGGAGGUCCACACGCUGCAUAUGCCACUCCGAGGGACAGACCCAAAAACAAAAAUAUUUGGGGUGCCACCUCUGGACGGCCUAUGUAUGGUGCUGGACUUUUUCCUUACGGAAAUCCGAAAAGCCCAAAUGGCAAGACUGAGCCGAUUCCCGUGAGAAUGACUGGUCACUUAUUGAGAAUGGCAGAAAAUGUUGUCAAAGCUAAACAAGUUGUACAGAAGAGCAAUACCAUGGAUAUGAUGAAGUAUUUGAAGAAACACGGUGCCUUCUCGAACCCCAUGAUUGGCCCGGACGGACUAACCGAUUCCAAACGUAGGCGUCGUGCCCUCCGACUUGUACCCAGGACACCCAUCGAGUUUGUGACCCGCCUUGGUAAGGACUGUAAUCCCUGUGCAGACCAAUGCUGCAAUCCGUGUACCACAGGUUUUUACUAUUGCUAGUCUUGAGUAAAUAUAUCUAACAAAAUGGUCAGAAUGUGUGAUAUAGUACUAUUUAUAUUAAAUAUAUGCACAUACAAAGCGUAUA